UGUUGUAUUUAUUAUUUUAUGGUUGAAACUACUUGAUAUCCAAAAUUAAGAAUUAAAAAUUAUCAUUUACGGAUUUUUACGGAAAGUACAAAAUUCGGAGGGUGUUAUAUCUGAAAAGCAUCCAAAUUUUUAUGAUAAAGGUCGAGUUUACCCCAGUUUUUCCAAUAAUUACCAUUAUUUUAAAUACCCAUCCUAAGAAAAAAUGAUAGAAGUUACUGCUAAACUUAUUAGAGGACAUGUAUUCUUACAAGGCGAAGUAGUAGAAUGCCUGAUUUCCUUUAGCCAUCCUGUAUCGCCUACUCACAAGGUCUCUCAAAGCCAUGCAGAUGUUUUUGAAAGUCUUGCUUGGGCUUCAGCUCAAAUACAAUGCCAGUGCUUCACGGAUUCAAAAAUUUCAAAAUAUAAAGAGGGUUUAAAAAUUAAGCAGAUUGUUUCAGGAGAUACAGCAUUGAGUACAGUAGGGGGUGAUAAUUCAAGGGUUGAACAAUUUACAAAGCCCAAAAUACUCUUCUGUGAUUUGAGAUUAUCACCUGGACAGUCCAAGACAUUUGUUUACAGAGAGAAAAUUCUUACUGAUUCACCUCCUUCAUAUCGAGGACAGUUAGUAAAGUACUCAUACAAGAUUAUAAUUGGUACUCAGCGAGUAAAUAAUCCAGUUAAACUGUUGAGAGUACCAAUAAGAGUACUGCCUUUAGCUGAAGCUAUAUUAAAUGAGGCUGGAGCGUUGUGUAAUGAAACGACUGAGGAACUAACUCCAACAAACCCAUUUUUAGAGAUAAGACAAAAAGAGAAACCAAUAGAUUUGGCAUUGCAAAGUUUACAAAAUAUAACUGCAAGAAGAAAUCCUAAUUUUUAUAUGAUAUCAAAUAUUUGGGGUAAAGUUGCUAGAUUUUGUUUAUUUAAACCUGCUUAUAAACUUGGAGAAGAUAUUAUUGGAACAUUUGACUUUACUAUAGCUACAGUUAGUUGUAUGCAAGUUUCAGUGUCACUACAAUGUGAAGAGGAGACUACUUUAGAUCCAACAAAUGAAAAAUCAAAACAAGUUAGAGUUAUAACUUUUAGUAAACAACAUGAAGUAUGUUUAGGCUACAAGUAUACCCAAUUGAUACUGCCUAUUCCAUUACAUGUUACACCUGCUUUCACAACAGAUUUAGUCUCAUUAAAAUGGCGACUACAUUUUGAAUUCGUAACCAGUGUACAAAAAGGGUUACAUCCCACUAGUUUAGAGGAAAAUUAUUGGCAAGCCCCCUCCGAGGUUCCUAUUGAAACAAUGGUUUGGAGUCUCCCAAUAAGAUUGUAUUCCACCCUUCCAAUACAUGUAGCACAGGGUGUACAAGGAAAUACCAUUCAAAAGAUAUUAAUAAAAUAAUGUAUUUACCUCAUAAGUUUAUUUGUAUGUAUAUAUCUUAACAUUAAGUAAAUUAAUCUUUAGUUAA
Sitophilus oryzae (rice weevil) is the source of this 1436-nucleotide messenger RNA. RefSeq names its product RAB6A-GEF complex partner protein 2. The coding region runs from base 203 to 1369 and encodes 388 amino acids. Lineage: Eukaryota; Metazoa; Arthropoda; Insecta; Coleoptera; Curculionidae. The record is from RefSeq and is a predicted model, not a curated record. Gene Ontology annotation, cellular component: Golgi membrane; Ric1-Rgp1 guanyl-nucleotide exchange factor complex. The transcript is spliced from 8 exons. Gene Ontology annotation, biological process: retrograde transport, endosome to Golgi.